GAAUCUUGGAGAGCAAACAAUCCGUGGUGCUGCGUGCAUGGACGGGCAUGCGCUCGCGCUGAGCGAUCAGCGCACCAGUCGGAGACGUCUGCGGCAGCGAAUGAGGUCGACGCCGGCAGAGGGAGGUGCUCCAAGAUGCCCCCCAGAGCCGCAGAGUCGCAGGGCCACGACCGACCGCACUGCGCACCACUCGACGACGACUGCCGGCGAAUGCACGCUGCCCUGCCCGUCUUCCUCUGCGCGCGCCGCCCACUGCGCCCUGCCUCUCUGCCCGCGCGCGCCCGAUUCGGAGCAUUAGCAUUGCUGCGCUCGGCGGCCGCUGCUGGUCUGCUCCCCACACCUCCGCCAGCAUUUCCCCUACUGCUCGACCUCGCUCCCGACUCGCACACCCUCCGACCACGCCGCGCCCACGCUCGCUCUCGCCGCGCCCGCCCUGCGCCCGCCCUGCGCCCGCGUCGCUGUGCUUCGCCGCAGGACAUGCCCGCGCCCGCCCGCCGCGCCCUCCCGCACUGCAGCCGCGCCCCGACCGCAGUCUGUCUGAGACGCCCGUCCUGAGACGCCCGCCCUGAGACGCCCACAAACGACGCCCGCCCGACGACGCCGACAGACGACGCCGACAGACGACGCCGACAGACGCCGCCGCCGCGACGACGGCCACCGCCUACGAUGCGCAGGAUAACCAGCUUCAAGCCGCAGCACCGCAUGCCGGGCGCGCGCGAGCCGACCCCGCCGCCGCCGCCCGCGGUCGAGCCGCUGUCGCCCGUGCUGCAGC
Molecule: messenger RNA, 772 nt
Organism: Didymella exigua CBS 183.55
Lineage: Eukaryota; Fungi; Ascomycota; Dothideomycetes; Pleosporales; Didymellaceae
Exons: 1
Coding region: 211-555 (114 amino acids)
Source: RefSeq, a predicted model, not a curated record